AGAUAAACAAAGUUACGUCGGUCGGAUUAGUUGUACCGGGCUGGUAUUAAAAAGUAUAACAAAAGGGGACACGGGCGAUGGGAGUUAUAAAUUGGAUGACAUUGUAUGCAUCUUAUUUAUUUAUUAGCGCGAGGAAGAUAUCGCUAACUCAGCUAGCACCUAUGUUUCGCCGCCGCCAUGUUGUCCGUUGCGCCGCUCGCCGACUCAGCCCGCCAGUUUCACGCGGGCGUCCGGACGCGUAUCGCGUACUGGCCCAACUUCAACAACUGCACGCAGUUACGAAAUCAAGAAAAAAUCCCGAGGAAAAAAAUUUAAUUUAAUUUUUUUUUUGACCGUACAAUGGUCCGGACGAAGGACGGCGACGGGAUCAAAAGCGGUUUAAUAGUUGCGGAGGUUCAGAAGCGGCCGUGUCUCUACGACACGAACCAUAUGAACUACGGGGAUAGAUCGGAGAAGAUGAGGAGUUGGGAAGAGGUGUACGAAGGAGUCGUCCCAGGCUGGCCGACGCUCGGACAGACGGAGAAGUCUGCGGCCGGUAAAGAAGUCCAGAAAAGAUGGCGGUCCAUCCGGGACUCGUACACAAAGGCGUUCCGCCAGGGCAAGUGCCCGCCGCCGGAGAUGUGUGCCCCGGGGAGCAAGCGGUACCAGUACCACAGGCAGAUGUCCUUCCUGUUGCGUGCUCUGCAGAACAAAAAACCUCGCUACUCUCAAGACAAAUACGAAUCCUUCUCCGAGAUAUCCAACUCGCCCCAACACCCUCCCCCAGACGACAUGCCGCGCAUCAAGCCCGAGCCGCUCGACAAGCCGUUCGACAAGCCGCUCGACAAACCGCUCGACCUCAAGACAAAACCCGAGCCGGAACGACCCGGCACUCAAGACAAGGGCAACCAGGCAACCAUGGCCGAGAAGAAGUUAGAAAUCAAAAUAGAUGCCAAUACUAUAUUGCCGGAUGACCAUUUUGAUGACGAUAAACUGUUUAUGAACUCUCUACUUCCACUGUUUAAGAAGAUGGAUGACGAUACGAGAUUGCUUUGCAGAAUCGAAGUCCUAAAGAUAAUCCGCUACGCACUCCAAGGCCACAAAUGCUUCGAAGCUCUCAAGAUGGCGGAGGACAGUUUCUUCAGGAACAGGAUGGGCGGCAUCCUGGCCAAGGAGGAGCAGGUCCAUAGCACCAACAACUUGCCCAAAGCCAACGAGGCCAAGUUGUCCAUGACCACACGUUCUGCUGACGGCAGCAGACCUAUUAGGAAACGGAGGAUUCGAUCCCCAUCACCCCUACCAGUGCAACCUAAAAGACGGGGUCCAGGUCGCCCAAGAAAAGUCAGACCUCCCCCAUCUGACUCUGAAGAGGAACACAUAUCAAAGAGGAGGUUUCCUCGCCUCAAGGUUCCUCCGGUGGAUGUGACCCUGGCUGCUGAGGAGGACUCCUUCAACAAAGCAACGAGCGUCGCUCAGCUCUCCACGCCACUAUUUAUGAAGAUGUAUAACCUGGAACGCACCAAACUAGCUCCCGUGACGUCAUCGUCGCCAAGCAAGCAGAUAUCCGUCAAGACAGAACCGCUGGACUGCCCACAGCCCGCACUUAGUCCUAUCUAAAAUAUUUAUAAUCAAAAUAUUAAACGAAACUAUCAAAAAUAUUUUCAAAAUAAUGAAAAAGAGAUCUCUAAGUCGGCUGAAUAUUUUUUUACAUACAAAUAGUUUUGGUAUAAAAUUAUCGAUGUUUCGACGGCCAUUUUGGUAUCCCUGAUGAUUCCGGAUUCGGCGCCAUUUUGAAACUUAUCUUACCUAAUGAGUAUAUGAGCAACCGUUUUUCGUGCUGGUUCUUCUCAGUAUGAAAGGCAUUCGGAACCAGUGUUAAAUGCUUUUGACGAUUUAAAACUACUUGUGAAAGUCUAACUCUAAUUGAAUAA
This is a messenger RNA of Maniola jurtina (meadow brown), 1910 nucleotides long. RefSeq lists its product as uncharacterized. The coding region runs from base 340 to 1596 and encodes 418 amino acids. NCBI's taxonomy places the organism in Eukaryota, Metazoa, Arthropoda, Insecta, Lepidoptera, Nymphalidae. Gene Ontology annotation, cellular component: nucleus; transcription regulator complex. The transcript has 6 exons. The record is from RefSeq and is a predicted model, not a curated record. Gene Ontology annotation, molecular function: DNA binding. Gene Ontology annotation, biological process: regulation of transcription by RNA polymerase II.